CUAAUUUUCAGUUACUAGAACGAAUUAAGAUGCAUGGUGAGAACCAUUUUGCAUCCUAUUGCAAGAUGGGGCUGUUGCUGAUGGUAUCAUCUUCAGCGUGCUAUGAUUUGGUAAAAAUCGACGUUUCUCAGAAUUCUAGCGCUGUUUGAUUUGGUUUUCUGAACUGGGUCACUGCCAAAUUCAAAAAGAAGGCAUCAAAGCGUUAUCUCAACAAGAGGCUGGCGACUUUUUAUUUCCAUUCCAAGAGCUAACGAACACCUUCGUUUGAUGAUGGACCGUUUGAAUUGGGAUGACCCACAAAAUGUUGCGAGUGGGAAUCUCAUUCCACCAUGUUUAUGGAGCAAUCAACGGCCUGAAAUCGGUGAAAGUUCGAUGGAAUCUAGUGCAAACCUCAGCACAACAGAUCUCUUCAACCCAACUCCACUGCUCCAAGGAAUCAAAAUGUGUAAUGCCAGUUCCAAUUCUGUUGGUGUCCAUGAAAUGAUCGAACAGUUAGCUCCAGCCUUAGAUUCCAUAAACAAUGCUUCUGAUUUGAAUUUAUCACAGCGGCAGGGCGCCAUAAAACUAGCAGCAGAUACAGUGCUGGCCAAAUCAGGAGCAGGUACUACUUGGGGAGAGGCCCUCACUUCUCAAUUACGUUCCUCUCCUCUCGUCAACAGGCCUUACAUUACGACCCCAUUAAGCCCCCUGAUGCUGAAUUUCGGCCCAUCUGAUGGAUUUCAAGUAUUUGAUGAUAUCAAAGACGAUAAGGUCCGGUUCUGCACUUCGGAGUCCAUCGAGUCUCUUGAUUGCUUGCUGUCUGCUACAAACAGCAACACGGAAAAGUCAGCUGAGGACGAAGGCAUUUCUGCAAUCUUCUCCGACUGUACGAAUUUAUGGAACUUGAGCUCUGGUUGUGCAAUUUCAUCAGGUGAAUCUGAGAACAAUGGUUCCUGUGAAAGCACCAAAGAAGCGCAGCAACAGCAGCAGAGAACCAGGACAGACGAGGCAAUCUCAGGAGAUUGCCUCGGAUCAUCAAACGCCAGGCAUGGUUCCAAAAGAAGCAAGGAAGAUCAAGAACCGGACGGGAAAGAAGUGAAGAACCACCAUCAUCGCUAUUUCAACCUUGUUCAAUCAGAUUCAUCAGAAGGUGGUUUUCAGCUCAUCUCCGAUAAUGCGGCGAAAUCCAAGAAACCCAGAUCAGAAAAGCUCCAGCAGUCUUCGAGUAUUGAGUUUGGGCGGUCCAUGGUUGAUGAGGCGGACACGGAGGCGAUGGUCCAGAUGAAGGAGAUGAUAUAUAGAGCUGCAGCUUUAAGGCCAGUGAAUUUUGGGAUGGAGGUGGUGGAGAAGCCAAAGAGGAAGAAUGUGAAAAUUUCAAAUGACCCACAGACAGUGGCAGCAAGGCAAAGGAGGGAGAGAAUAAGUGACAGGAUUAGGGUUUUACAGAGGCUAGUUCCUGGUGGUACCAAGAUGGACACUGCUUCGAUGCUUGAUGAGGCUGCUAACUAUCUCAAGUUCCUCAAAUCACAAGUCAAUGCCUUGCAAACCCUGGGCCACAAGCUUGAUUCCAUCAAUUUCAACCCUUCGUUUUCACCAACUUUCAACCAUGCUCUUCCCAUGCAAAACAGUUUCCCAUGUCCAAAACCCUAAUCCAUAACCCUAGGUGAACCCACCCACCCCCCAAAAAAAAAAAAAAAAAAUCAAAUCCAUGGCCCGUAUGCCAUAUCAUUGUCUUCAUCAUAACUAGUUUUAGGGACUAGGGUAGGCUAGUAUGUGCAUUUUUUACCCGUUUCUUAAAUGGUGGUGACACUUUCCCACGUAUUAUGUAACAUGCUGUGUUUCAAUCCAGACCAUCCAAAUUGCAAGCCCCAUUGUGCACAGACCAUAUCUCAAAUAUUUCAUCCAUCGAAUGAGUCUGACCAUCCAACUGGUGGACAUCAAUUAUGGACGGUCAAAAGGAGAAUGGACAAAUUUAGUGGCCGAAAUCAACCAUCCGUUUGGUUUGAUUUUUUGGGCUAUGCCCAACGCACAACAUGGUCUACAAUUUCGAUGUCUGAUUGAAGUGCACGUAUGAUACAUCUUUACUGGAUGGGGCACCACCAUUUAAGAAACAGUGGAAAAAAAAAAUCACAAGAUAGUCUAGCCCUAGUUUUAGUUUUCAAUACCAUAGGGUACCUAGUUUUCCAUGUAAACCAUGUCCACAUGUCCAAAACGCUAGUCUAACCCCAGGAAAGAAAACCUUAAUCCAAGACCCCAUAUCACACCCUUGACCAUCAUCAACCAUAUGAUUGAGGUCACUAGAAAAGCUUCCUUCCCCAUGAACUUAAAAUCCAAACCCACAUCAUAAUCAUCAUCAUUUCUCUUUUUGGUGAUUUAGAUGAAAAGCUCAUCACCAUCUCUUAAUCAUCAUCACCAAAACACCCACCAAUGGAGGAACCAAAAGCUCCUCCAUACAAAAAGCUUUAACAAUUAUUACACCUAUGAUUAAGAUUAAAAAGGGUCUUGGAAGUAAGUGGUCCACACUUUCUAUUGUACUUUUUCUGUCUUGGGUCAUGAACUUUAAUUUUUAAUUUUUUUUAAUGUAGCAUGUUAGAUUACCAAUGCAAGAGACAUUCCUAUGGGUCUUGUGGAACCACAGUCAGAUGGUAUGUCUCCUUGAUUCAACCCAAGCGUGCCCUUGGAACUCCCCCCACCUGGUAGUGGUCAGCACGUGCAAUGGAAAAAAGUGCUAGUCUAGUCAUCUUUUUUAGUUUUGGUUUCUUAGAUCCUGUGCCACUGUCUCUUCAUGUUACAAACU
Messenger RNA from Magnolia sinica, 2776 nucleotides. Its product is annotated as transcription factor bHLH87-like. The transcript has 2 exons. Gene Ontology annotation, molecular function: DNA-binding transcription factor activity; protein dimerization activity. Gene Ontology annotation, biological process: regulation of DNA-templated transcription. The record is from RefSeq and is a predicted model, not a curated record. Lineage: Eukaryota; Viridiplantae; Streptophyta; Magnoliopsida; Magnoliales; Magnoliaceae. Bases 268 to 1629 code for a protein of 453 amino acids.